This is a messenger RNA of Misgurnus anguillicaudatus (oriental weatherfish), 739 nucleotides long. RefSeq names its product small nuclear ribonucleoprotein D1 polypeptide (gene snrpd1). Gene Ontology annotation, biological process: RNA processing; spliceosomal snRNP assembly. Gene Ontology annotation, molecular function: RNA binding. NCBI's taxonomy places the organism in Eukaryota, Metazoa, Chordata, Actinopteri, Cypriniformes, Cobitidae. The record is from RefSeq and is a predicted model, not a curated record.
CCGAAAACCAGUUUUGCUUCCGGUUACGCGCCGGAAGUGAUUCCCUGCAUCGAUUUAGUAGCCUCCGACGCUUUUCUGUCGUUUCGCGCUACAAUUUUUUCUCUUUUUGGUGGAGGAUUUAACCUCAGAAUCCACUGCCAGCAUGAAACUCGUCAGGUUUUUGAUGAAACUGAGCCAUGAAACAGUGACUAUUGAACUGAAGAAUGGCACACAGGUUCACGGCACAAUUACAGGUGUGGAUGUCAGUAUGAAUACUCACCUCAAAGCUGUGAAGAUGACCCUUAAAAACAGAGAACCCACCCAGCUGGAGUCACUCAGUAUCCGUGGCAACAACAUCCGCUAUUUUAUCCUGCCUGACAGUCUUCCUCUGGACACGCUGCUGGUUGACAUCGAACCCAAAGUCAAGUCAAAGAAGAGAGAGGCUGUGGCUGGUCGUGGCAGAGGAAGAGGUAGAGGACGUGGCAGAGGAAGAGGACGUGGCAGGGGUGGGCCGAGGAGAUGAAUCUCAAGCCACUGUACAUUUUUGCAUUUUGUACAGCAUUUUUGUUUUUCGUUUUGUUCAUCCUUUAGAAAAUAUUUUGUGAUUCUGAUUUGCCUUCAUUUUGUACAUUAAAAUGGUCUUCUUUUGAAAACUGUUUUGUGUGUUAUGUUUCAAAGUGUUGAACUGUUUGUAUCACACAUUAAAGGCAGAGCUGUUUCUGCAGAUGUAUUUCCUAUUAAUAAAUUGCUGAUUCAGAUA